This is a messenger RNA of Rhagoletis pomonella (apple maggot), 776 nucleotides long. RefSeq lists its product as uncharacterized. The transcript has 4 exons. The record is from RefSeq and is a predicted model, not a curated record. The coding region runs from base 1 to 696 and encodes 231 amino acids. Lineage: Eukaryota; Metazoa; Arthropoda; Insecta; Diptera; Tephritidae.
AUGAAAAAACGAUCUGCAGAUCAUAAGAAAUAUGUGUAUGGAACCGGCGGAGGUCCAUCAAAAGAACCAGCCACUGAUGAAUUCGACAACUUGUUAAAAGAUAUUUUGCCAGAAAAGCAAAUAGAGGGGAUGAUUUCCCAAUACGACAGCGACUUCAUAUCCACAGAAGAAAAAUAUGAAAUUUUGGAGUGUUCAAGCCGUGAUUUAAGUCCGUGUGCAUCACGGCAGCCCAGCAUUUUUAAACGAAGCGAACAACUGAUUCAUAGUCAAACACUGCAGCAAGAAAAUGAUACUACAAUGACUGAUUGCUUGGGCUUGCAAGGGGAGGCUACUUUGUCGACAAGCAAUAAUAUUUGCAUUUCAACCCCAAAAUAUUCUGGAACUCAAAAUGAUGGAGUUAUUGAAAAGGAUUUUGAAACUUGGGAAAAAUAUACACCAGUUCAACUAAAAACGUGUAAAAACAAGAAACUGUGCCUUGAUACUGGAAAAGCAAAGCAGUCAAGUUGGACUAAACUUGCGGAAUUAAAGGCCAAAUGGUCUGAAUCAAAAAUGAAACAGGAAUUGGAGUUUGCCAAAACCGAGCAUUUGUUGCGUGUUGCUAAUAUGAAGGAAUUGCAUGAGCUGCAAAUAAAAACUACUUCUGAAAAGCAUAAUUUGGAAAUGCGCGUACUUCAAGAGAGUAUCCAAAGAAAUUAAAAAAAGAAGUGUUUGAUCUUCAUAUACAGUCCAGGUAAAAAAAAUAGUACCUCAAAAUGUUGACCUUUUUUUAUGUUGGA